Lampris incognitus (smalleye Pacific opah) is the source of this 2010-nucleotide messenger RNA. Its product is annotated as proprotein convertase subtilisin/kexin type 5-like. The record is from RefSeq and is a predicted model, not a curated record. NCBI's taxonomy places the organism in Eukaryota, Metazoa, Chordata, Actinopteri, Lampriformes, Lampridae. Bases 1 to 2010 code for a protein of 669 amino acids. The transcript is spliced from 11 exons. Gene Ontology annotation, molecular function: protein binding.
AUGAGGCCUGCCCUGAGGGUUUCUUCCAUUCUUGGAGGCAACAGUGUGAGCCAUGUUCCAACAACUGUACUGUUUGCACAGCAGCAGAUCACUGCCUCCACUGCGGCCCAGGGCAUAGACUCCGAGACGGCCGCUGUGUGCCACUGGAGUGUGGUGAAGAGGCUCCAGAUCGACACCAACAGGGAACUGUCUGUGUCAGCUGUGAAGAUGGCUACUACCAAGAGCCAGGACUGUGAGCCGUGCCACCGCACCUGUCGCACCUGCGGAGGGCCGAGAUAUGAUGACUGUGACUCCUGUGAAGAGGGAUUCCUGCUAAAAGGAGGAGAGUGUUUGGACCGAACCAGAGCCCGCUGCCCCGAUACACACUUCAAAAACCGUCAGGAGCAGUGCGAGCAGUGCCACUCCUCCUGCAAGACGUGCUCUGCUGCAGGGCAGGAAAACUGCAACACUUGUGACUCAGGUACAUUUCUGACUCUGCAACAGUCCUGUGUGUCACAUUGUCCCCCCGGUACAUUUGCCAACAAGACAUCUGGCCAGUGUGAAGACUGUCUCCCAGGCUGUGUGUUGUGUCAGGAUGCAUGGCAGUGCCAGCGGUGUCGCAGCAGACCCACACAGCUGUACCUGCAGGAUGGGCUGUGUGUGGUGGACUGUCAGAGAGGAUUUCCGCAAGGCGAUGCCUGCCAGCCGUGUGACCCAAAGUGCUUGUCCUGUCAGGGCAAUGCUUCUCACUGUCUGAGCUGUGCCAGUCAGUACCUCUUACUGAACCACUCUUGCAUGAGGCAGUGUCCCGAAGAGUACUACACCACUGAGGCAAAGUGUCUACGAUGCCCGCCCAACUGUAAGGAGUGUAACCGUGACGGCCUGUGUAAAGCGUGUGCUCACUACUAUUACCUCCACAAGGACAAGUGUGUGGACGACUGUCCCGCUGGCUACUUUGUCAGUGAGGAGCAACAGGAGUGUGUGCGCUGUCAUGCUGAUUGUGCUUCAUGUGAUGGGCCGGACGUGGAUGACUGCAAUGUAUGCAAGAACCUGAAAGCGGUUCGUUAUAACGGGGAGUGUCUGGCUCGCUGUCCCACCAACACCUACCAUGAUAUGGCUACCUCCGAAUGCAGGGUCUGUGAUGGGUCUUGUCUGACCUGUUCGGGACCUGAGCCCUCUUCCUGCCUCAGCUGUGCCAGCGACAUGCGUAAAGACGAGACAGGACACUGUGUGUGGUACAGCCAGUGUUCACUACGCUCAUACAUGGGUGAGGACGGGGCGUGCCAGUUGUGCCACCCAAUGUGUCAUCGCUGUUCCGGGUCCGGAAAUCACCAUUGCCUCAGCUGCAAUGCACCACACUUCCUCCUGAACAAUACCUGUGUGGAGGAGUGUCCUGAGGGCUACUAUGGAGACAAGGAUGAGCACGCAUGUAAAGUCUGUCACCCCAGCUGUAAGUCAUGCGUAGGACAUCACAGCGUGCAAUGUGCCACCUGUAAACCCGGUUUCUACAGGCAGGGAUACAGCUGUGUCGAGACCUGCUCAGAGAGCCACUUUGUCAACACCACCUCCGGAGUGUGUGAGCGGUGUCACUCUUCCUGUGAGGAGUGCAUUCUCAGCGUCAACUUCAUAUUAAGGGGCCCUGAGGAGUUGGAGGCUUUAGGCAGCCCAGCCAAACACCUGGUGACCAUCUGCGUCCUCUUCAUCAUCGCUGCGGGUGGAGUGGUCUACCUUUUCCUCCAGGCUCGCUCAAAAUUGCAUCCUGUGUCCAGCACAUCCAAAACCAAGGCUGGGGGCUACCAGAAACUGGACAGCAAAGGAGACGUCAGCUCCCAACUCAAAGCCUCAUCCUUCGGGGAGUACAGAGACCGCAUCAUUGAGUGUGAGGAGGGUGAGGAAGAGGAUGAUGAGGAAGAUGACAUCGUGUACAUGGCCCAGGACGGAACUGUUUACCGGAGGUUCAAGUACGGACUCCUUGAUGAGGAUGAGGAGAUUGAGCUGGAGUAUGACGACGAGAGCUACUCGUUCAAAUGA